GCAGCCAGUCGCCUCACGAAAGGUAACCACUUGUGUAAAAAAAAAAAAAAAGAGUAAAAAAAGGAGCAUGCCCACUGUGCUUGCGUCGACGCUCAUUACGCACAAGGUGUCUCCUGGGUCCCUGUGCGCGCUGCCGGCGUGGGCACACGCAUGUCUCGUGUGUCCGUGCGUGGAGUGACCAUCCCACUGAUCUUUCGGACCCUUAAUCUGAUCAGUGCCACCCAGGAGCUGGACACGGCUGAGCAUGCACGCUGCAUCUUUUUUGUCGGAGAGAAAAACCCACUUGCACAACUUCAUUGUUCUUCUUUGUUUAAAGUUAACUCAGCGACUAGGCUUUGGACUUUGGAGAAAAUGAACAUUUGAGUUUUUGUUUUGUUUUGUUUGUUUAAUUGAAGGUGAAGACAUGGAGACGAGCUGCAAAGAGAGGACGUUAGUGCACUUUGUUGCCUUUGCAAUGUGCUUGCUUGCUGUCUGUUGUGCUGCAAGGAGGUCCAAUGUGAGGCGAGCUGAUCGCCUGAGUCCACCAUUGGACAUCCAGUUGGAGACGCUCAACUGCACCGCCUUCAGUGUGCGAUGGAAGAUGCCCCGGCGCCAUGUCAGCACCAUCACCGGAUACAAGGUGUUCUACACAGAGAUGAAAAACGGCCGUCCGCUCGGCACGGCCGCUGUGUUGGAAGUACCUCUCAGCUUGGACAUGCUCACCACUGGACAAUUCGAUGGGCAGGCAAGCUUUGAUGUAGAGGUUGCCAACCUUAAGGCGAACACUAAGUACCGAGUGAGUGUCGGUGCCUACGGUUGGGCGGGCGAGGGUCGACCCAGCAUGCCCCGGGACGUCGGCACCGGUUCACAUGAAAUGUGCAUGCCACCCUCGCCCCCGACUCAGCCUGUUGUCAUGGCGAUAUCCGACACGGAGUUGGCGCUGUCAUGGCAGCGAGGGGAAAGCGAGGGAAGUUCACCUGUCCUCCACUUCCUGGUCGCCUACAUCAGGCCAGAAAUGGACACGGAGUGGACGUACAUCCGCGAGCCCAUCCAGACCAACUCCAUGGUGCUGAAGGGCCUCAUACCAGAAACUGAGUACCAGUUUGUCAUCAGAGCCGUCAACGCGUACGGAGCCAGCCCGCCGAGCAACAUCAAUAACCCGGUGCGCACUCUGGGAGCAUCAGACGUGGGCAGUGGCGAUUACGGGCGUUACAUCACCGACCCACAAAACAAAGACUACGACGGUUUUGACAUCGACGACUCCGACUACGACAUCUUCAUUGAAAAGCUGAAUCAGUUUCCUGACGUCAAUCAAGACAACGGCAAGUCACAGCUUCGCUCUCGCUCCGGUCCAUCGGGUCAGAACGUCGUCUACCGCAUGAACACCAUGGCUCCGCCGGAAAAUGCUUCACUCCCCUCCUCCACCAGCGCCUUCCCUAACUUCUCAGAUCUGAUUUUCCCUACCAGCUCCGAGCGGGACAUCACCAGCCUGACCUCGGUCACCGUACGAACCGCUUUGCCCACGUCCACCGCGGCUCCAACCAUGUCGCCGUGGAACGGAGAUGUUCCACGGGUCUACCGGCUGACCUGCGACGAGACAGUGUGCCCCCCCGACAGCUUCUGCCUCGGCGACCUUGACAGCGGAGGCUCGCGCUGCCAUUGCAACCUCGGACGUGCGGGCAGGACUUGUUCUGAAGUGGUGUCGGUCAAGUUCCCCAGGUUCUACGGCUACUCCCACGUGACCUUUGAACCCUUGAAGAACUCCUACCAGUCUUUUCAGAUCACACUGGAGUUCAAGGCGGACGCUGAGGAUGGUCUGCUGCUCUACUGCGGCGAGAACGAACACGGCCGUGGCGACUUCACCUCGCUGGCCCUGGUGCGAGGCAAGCUGCACUACAGGUUCAACUGUGGAACGGGCGCGGCUCAGAUAGCAAGCGAGAGUCUCAUCGCGGUCGGCCAGUGGCACACAGUGACCGUCUUCAGAGACGGCACAAGCGGUUGGCUCCGACUGGACAACGAUACGCCGAUAUCCGGUCGAUCCCCGGUAAUGAUAUCGCGUUCUAAUGGCGAGCGUGUACAUAAAAGAGGUGGCCUCAAAACCGCACUCUUUUUCUCGCUUCAGGGUCAGUACACCAAGAUCACGUUCCGGUCGCCGCUGUACCUGGGCGGAGCUCCGAGCGCUUAUCAUCUGGCGAGCACGACGGGGACCAACAGAGGCUUCGUGGGCUGCUUGCAAAGUUUGACCAUCAACAACGUGGUCACUGAUAUCCGACCGUGGCCGUUGGGCCGAGCUCUGAGUGGCGCUGACGUAGGCGAGUGCAGCGAGAGCGUGUGCGACGUAGUGGGCUGCGGCAACGGCGGCGUCUGCUUCGCAAACCGCGCCGACGACUUCAUCUGCCUUUGCCCACUCGGCUUCAGAGGAGAUCUUUGUGAAGAGAGCUUCUCCCUGUCUUCCCCUCUCUUCAACGAGACGCUCUUCUCUUACGCCGUGGUGCCGUGGCCUCAACCCUCAUCCAGCUACUUGUCCUUCAUGGAGUUUGAGCUCACAUUCAGGCCGUCUUCGCCCGAUGGGACUCUGCUGUACAGCGACGAUGCCGACAGCGGCGACUUCCUGGCCAUCAACCUGGUGGAGCGAUACGUGGAGUUCGUAUUCGACUGCGGCUCCGGGGGCGCUGUUUUACGGAGCGAGGAGCAGAUCAGCCUGGACGCGUGGCACGAACUGAGAGUGUCCCGGACCGCAAAGAGUGGCAUCCUGCAAGUGGACAGCCAGAAGCCUGUGGAAGGAUUUGCUGAGGGGGCUUUCACACAGAUAAGCUGCAGCUCACCUCUCUACAUUGGAGGUGUGCCGGAGUACGAGAAAACUAAGAGAACCGCCGCCGUCGUGAAGCCAUUCACCGGAACUGUGCAAAGGCUGAUCCUGAACGACCGCACCAUCUCCAUAACAAACGGCUCGGCCGGCGGCGUGAACGUGGCCAACUCGGCCCACCCGUGCGUCCAAAGUCCCUGCGCCAACGGCGGCACCUGCAGGCCCAAGUGGGAUGGCUACGAGUGUGACUGUCCCCUAGGGUACGACGGCAGGCACUGCCAGAAAGAGUGCGGAAAUUACUGCCUGAACACAGUGACGGAAGCCAUCGAGAUCCCACAGUUCACCGGUCGCAGCUACCUGUCCUACGACAACAGGGACAUCCUCAAGAGGGUGUCCGGGUCUCGGAACAACCUCUUCAUGCGCUUUAAGAGCACGUCCGGAGACGGCCUGUUGCUAUGGCGAGGAGACACGCCCAUGAGAGCCAACAGCGACUUCCUGUCCAUGGGACUGCAGGAUGGGGUGCUCAUCUUCAGUUAUAAUCUCGGCAGUGGGCCAACAAACAUCGUGGUCAAUGGAACCUUCAGUGACGGCAGGUGGCACCGGGUCAAGGCAGUCAGGGAUGGACAGUCCGGGAAGCUGACAGUGGACGACUACGGGGUCCAAACGGGUCGUUCGCCAGGAAAGAUGCGACAACUGAACAUCAAUGGACCGUUAUAUGUUGGCGGGAUGAAGGAAAUCGCCCUGCACACCAACAGACAAUAUGUCGGAGGCCUGCUGGGCUGCGUGUCACACUUCACGUUGUCCACGGAUUACCACCUGGCACUGGUGGAGGCCGCCGCCGACGGCAAGAACAUCAACACCUGCUCCAAGUAAAGCCUCAGGUCCUCUUUUUGAAGAGAACUUCUUUUUUUUUUUUUUUGUUGUCGUUGUUGUUGGAAGUGACUCUGAAACACUGACACGGUUGAAGUUCACAGAUUGGCCACAGGAGGCGACGAAGCACGCUUGCUGACCACAAGCUUUAAGAAGGACAUUUUUGACGGGAUAAUCCCAAGCACAUCUCUCAUUUUUUUUUUUUUUUUUAAGGCCAGUCCUUCUUUGAUUGGCUUCCAUCUUCAUCCUUGGGAUGAAAUUUACAAGGGAACUUUCUGACCUACAGUAGAUCUGCUUCUUUGCUUCGGCCUUAGAAACUUUCUUUCUUUGUGUGUGUGUGUGUGUGUGUGUGUGUGUGUGUGUGUGUGUGUGUGUGUGUGUGUGUGUGUUUUUCGUGUUGGUCUUCAAGUGGUUGUGUGGCUCUGUAGACAAGGUGUGCGUUUUUAUUUUCUGUUUUUUAAAGUUCGAUGCUCGUCGAGGAUGAAGCUCUUAGUUGCGUUUGUCUGUUUUGACUUUCUUUUAGGACAUACAGUCAUGUUUUUAUAUGGAAAAAAAAACAGUAUCUCUCUCUCUCUCUUUUUUUCUAUUUUAACAACUGUGUUGGCAAUCACACCGCCAACACAGAUCACUGGUGGUUCAUUAUCCAACUCAAAUAAAAUGUUUACUCUGUCACAGA
This is a messenger RNA of Nerophis ophidion (straightnose pipefish), 4331 nucleotides long. RefSeq names its product pikachurin. The transcript is spliced from 24 exons. The record is from RefSeq and is a predicted model, not a curated record. Lineage: Eukaryota; Metazoa; Chordata; Actinopteri; Syngnathiformes; Syngnathidae. Gene Ontology annotation, molecular function: protein binding; calcium ion binding. The coding region runs from base 404 to 3658 and encodes 1084 amino acids.